AGCCUGGUUGUGUGCGUGUCAUAAAACGUGUACGAUAUUUGUGUUGUGUUGUCUUCAACUGCCUGGAAAGAAGGUUCAACGUAAUUUAUAGUUCAUUAACUUAAAAACUUGCUAUAUAUUUAUAUUUAAUUAUUUAUUGACGUAACUUUACUUCAUUUUUGAAGUAACAAUAAAUUUAAAAGUUAAAAAAAUCACAAAUAAAUUUAAAAACCCACCAAAAUGUCGAAACCCGUUCCAAUGCCACAUUCGGAGACGUACGAUGACAUGCAAAAUCUACGUAAGCCCGAACCGUUCCAUUUCGGAAAAUUUCUAUAUAAUUCCGAAAAGGGCACGGUUAUGGGCAGAGAUCGCGCCUCAUGGGCUAAGAUCGGCAUAUUCUAUAUAAUUUUCUAUGGCGUGCUCGCCGCAUUGGUGGCCAUAUGCAUGUGGGCCUUCUUUCUAACUCUGGACCCACGCAUACCCAAAUGGAAAUUGGAGAGCUCCAUUAUUGGCACAAAUCCAGGUCUCGGCUUUCGUCCACUGCCGCCCGUUGACAACGUGGAGAGCACUUUGAUCUGGUACAAGGGCACUCUGCCUGAGAACUAUAAACAUUGGACGGACUCUCUUGAUGAAUUCCUGGCAGUGUACAAGGUGCCCGGCUUGACACCGGGACGUGGUCAGAACAUCUACAACUGCGACUACAACCAGCCCCCACCGAGAGGUCAGGUGUGCGAUGUGGACAUCAAGACCUGGGCACCCUGCACCAAGGAGAACAACUACAGUUACCACAAGAGUUCGCCAUGCAUUUUCCUCAAGCUGAACAAGAUCUACGACUGGAGGCCCGAGUUCUACAACAGCUCGCAGAACUUGCCCAAAGAGAUGCCCAGCACUCUGAAGACCUAUAUAUCUGAAUUAGAGAAGACCGAUCCGAUCAAGCUAAACACGAUUUGGGUUUCCUGCGAGGGCGAGAACCCUGCCGAUCAGGAGAAUAUUGGCGUCGUCAAAUACUAUCCGAUACGCGGCUUUCCCGGUUAUUUCUAUCCCUAUCAAAACUCUGAGGGCUAUCUGAGCCCACUUGUCGCAGUUCACUUUGAGCGUCCCAAGAGCGGAAUUAUCAUCAAUGUGGAGUGCAAAGCCUGGGCACGCAACAUAAAGCAUGAUCGCAAGGACAGAAUUGGAUCGGUGCACUACGAGCUAUUGAUUGAUUAAUUGGCUCGAUACACUAUAUAUAAUAUAUAUAUAUGGCAACUAAUAGACGCUCGUUUGUCUAAUGUAGAAGGAAAGACAACAACAACAACAACAAAAACAGAAAAAAGAACACCAAAACGAAGUUUUUUCCUAAGAAAUAAUAUAACAUAUAUUAUACAAAAACAAAAAAAAAACAAAUUACACCGAAAUGAAAAAGAAAGUUAAACAGAGUUAAAAAUAACAGCAAACAUUUUUGGAUACAAGACAAUUUUUGAAUGUAGCUUCUUCUUAUACAACAUAAAUAUAUAAAGCAAACAAAAACAAAAAA
Messenger RNA from Drosophila hydei, 1495 nucleotides. RefSeq names its product sodium/potassium-transporting ATPase subunit beta-2 (gene nrv2). Gene Ontology annotation, molecular function: ATPase activator activity. Gene Ontology annotation, cellular component: sodium:potassium-exchanging ATPase complex. NCBI's taxonomy places the organism in Eukaryota, Metazoa, Arthropoda, Insecta, Diptera, Drosophilidae. Gene Ontology annotation, biological process: intracellular potassium ion homeostasis; intracellular sodium ion homeostasis; potassium ion import across plasma membrane. The transcript is spliced from 7 exons. Bases 220 to 1188 code for a protein of 322 amino acids. The record is from RefSeq and is a predicted model, not a curated record.